AUGUUUUCCCAACAGCGCGAUUGUGCGCCGCUUAGGCGAAGGCUCUGGCGCAAGCAAUUGCGAUUAAUCCCAGGUGCUUCUGCUGGUCCAGCUUGGCAGGAGAGCCUCGGCGCAGCGCAUUUCAUUCAUGAUUUGUUGCGCCGACUCGUGGUCAUUGAGUGCGGUGCUCUCCAAUUGGGAGAGAUCAUUUUCUCAUCUCUGUCUGACCAAUUGAAUCUGCCUGGGAAUCCCUUCCUCUGCGCGCCGAUCACUGAAAAUGUGUCCAAAGAGUGGAUCACGCCAGGUCAAUCGCAGCCAGGUGAUUGCUGUGCUCGCGUCGUCUCGCUCUGGUGCCUGAGAUUGGCGCGCCUGUGCUCUCUGUCGCACACCCAAACCCACUCACCCAGCGUCACACCUGUACUCUCCAGCUCACCUCAGCAUCAGACUUAUCAUCGCUAUGAGGAGUACGUGAAUCAUUCCAUGCAUCCGGCGUCCGCGGGCUCGCCACUGCCGCAGAGCAACUCCUCGCCACAGAUGCUGUCCAUGUCCUCGCUGUCCGCGGGUCACGGCAUGCUGCCGCCGCAGAGUCCGUCGCUGAGCCAGCAGCAGGGCGCCAUGAUCAUGUCGUCGGGCUCGCCGCUGAUGGCGCAGUAUCCGGCCUAUCAGGAGAUCCUGCCGUCCACGGUCCUGCCGACGCCCGGCGGCCAGGAGGACGCCUCCAGCUGGAGCUACCAGCUGCAGGGCUCCAACUACCAGGGCGACUACUGCGCGUCCGGCUACGGCGUCCUGCAGCGACAGUCUUACGGAACCAAAGUGACAACGGGCGGACCUCUCAAGGGGACGAAGGAGGCGCGCAUCCGGCGCCCCAUGAACGCCUUCAUGGUGUGGGCCAAAGUGGAGCGGAAGAAGCUGGCGGACGAGAAUCCCGAUCUCCACAACGCAGAUCUCAGUAAAAUGCUAGGGAAGAAGUGGAGAUCACUGACGCCGCAAGAUCGUCGGCCAUAUGUGGAGGAGGCUGAGCGACUGAGAGUCAUUCACAUGGCUGAGCAUCCCAACUACAAAUAUCGCCCGCGUCGGCGGAAACACACGAAGGCGCGCAGCGGUCCGGCGGGGAGUCAGCAGAGCGCCAAUUCGGGAUCGAGUGGCGCGGCGCAGACCGCGCACAAUGGGGCCGCGGGGGGCGGUGGGAGCGUGGCGGGCUCGGGCGCUGUCAGCGGCGCUGACAUCUAUGACGGGGACUCGAACAGGAUCAGCCCGUACACGGGCAGCCAGUACGGGCUGUACUACAGCAACAGCAAUGCUCUGCACACGCCCGAGUCCAGUCCCACGCAGAGUCCGGAGCCGCGCGGCGGCCGGUCCAAGUGCAGCGACAUCAAGAUCGAGGACGUGUCGUCGCUGCCGACGCCCGAGAUGAGUCCGCUGGAGCUGGAGAAGGAGGGCUACGGGGCGGAGAAGAAGGGCCACGGCUACGUGGACUACGGCCAGGGUCAGGUGAAGGGGGACAAGGUGGCGCCAUCUGCGUUCGGCGCGUACGAGAACGAGGAUCUGGUGAAGCGGGAGUUCAUGGGCGGCGCGUACGAGAUGGCGGACAAGUCCAAGUACGAGUUCACGCCGCCGGACAAGAAGUACCAAUACGAGUCGGUGGCCAAUGCGGGCGUGCUGGAGAAGAGGUCCAGCUCGUAUUUGGGCGCCACCAGUGCCUCCGCGACGACAAUCGUGGCCGGGAAGGGGAUGUACGUGACGUGCACGAAUCGCGGUCUGCUGGAUCAGGGACACGUGGUGAGAGGAACCUACUACCCACCGCUGGCGACAUCGCAGGAUCACCAGAACUUGGGAACGCCGACAGCAACGACCUCCACGGCGGUGCUGAACUAUGCCAAUCACGUGGCCGGGCAGUCGAAGGCGCAGAACCAUCAGAACCACAACGGACACAACGGACUCACGCCGGGCGCCAUUGAUGCGUACUACCAGACGUCGGCGCUGCCAGCGUCGUACUCCUACUCGGCGGCGUACAAGGAGUACUACCAGUCGCACGCCCUGCUGCCGCCGCUGCUGCAGGAGGACCCGGAUGGACGGAAGGAGUUCGACAAGUACCUGCCGUCCAUCGACAGCAACCACAACAGCUACAGCGACUAUGACUCGUACCACCAUGGCAGCCCGACCUCCUUCCCACCGGCAUCGGCGGCGCCCAUGGCGGCCUCCGCGGCCGCGCCGCAGCUCCACAUCCACCAAGACUACUACCAGCAUCAGCAAUUCCACGGCACAGCGCACCAGACGCCGGCCACGGUCGCCGGGACGCCGGGAACGCCGACCGGCACGGUGGCCAAGGUGGACGCGAUGAUCGGAGGCAGUCUUCCGCCUGGAUACACCACGCUGGUGAACGUUGGCGCUCCUGGGGAGCAAAUGCCGAUCACUGAUGACUUUAGCAACAUUCUCGCCGGAGUCCGCAAGACUUGCUACAGCAACUGACCUUCACAGGGAGCGCCGGAAGUGAUAAAGUAAGUGCGAGAGGAAGAUUUGGGGGAGGCUUUCAAGAAGAACACAGUGUUCUGGGCGGAGCAUAAGAAUGGGCGGGGCUUAAGGAGAUUUCCGUAAUAUCAUUUGCCGUUGCAUUUCUUAAGGGAAACACUGUGAUUCUGUUUUUCUGAAAUUAUACUUUUCUCCAGUAUUUUUCUAAUCAAACACUUUAUCAUUCUGACCUCUGAUCAAUUUAUUUUGAAGGUCAAAUAUGAGAAAUUAUAUAGUGAAACUUGCCAACUUUUGACGAAAUAGUAGAGAAUAUUUUGAAAAAUUAUAUAUACUUUCCUUCUUAGUUAGUCCUAAAUACUCACGACCCUGAUCUAAGAGAUCCAAAUCCACUACAAUGAGUUUUGCUUUAGAACCUUUAAUGGCGUUAUUUCUUCUGGGAACAGCAAAUGUUGUUUCUCGCAAAGUUUGUAAAUACAAGAUAUAUAAACUCUUUACUCAGCAGGCAAAGUGCAAAUUAUAACGUUGAAAGACAAGAUGUGAAGAAAAAAAAAGAACAAAAUUGAAAUUAAUGAUCAAUUGAAGUGCUUCCAAGUGUAUUAAAUUUUUUUUCUUUUAUUAAUCUUUUAUUAGGCAUUAUUCUGAAGUCGUACGUCAAGUGCACUUGUUGAAAGAAGCAAAUGUAAGAAUGUUUUAAGCUUUUUUAUAUAUAUAUUAAUUCCUCUAUUGGAAUUUUUGUAUUUAUAUUUAUUAACUUUUAAAUGUGCUGUAAAUUUACACUUUUCUGUAAAUAUGUUUUUAUAUCACGUAUAUAGGCGAAACAUUGAGAAAAUAUUUAAUAAGUAAAUGAAUGGUUAAAUACAGUAAGGACACUUAUUAGAUAAAAAGGAUAAAAAUAUGCCUUCUUUGAAUACUGAAUAGAAACCAAAGGUUUUUCCAACUCUUCACCCAGUAAAAUCUGCAAUUUUCCAACAUUCUCUAGGACGAUAAUGUUUAUUUUUUCAAUUUAUUUGUAUUUUGUGUAAUGUAGCAUCAAUUUUUAUACAGUUUUAUUAGAUGACAAGAAAACAAGAGCAUUUUUUUUUGAUUAUGUUUUAAAUAAUUGUAAGACAAGUUUGAAGGAUGACGAGCAAAGGUGAAGUAAAAUUUGACUAUGAAUGUGUUUUUUCUUUGUGGAAAAUGUGUUUUUUUUCCACAACACUUGAUUUAUAUUUUAGUUUCUAUUGUAGGUUCUUUGUUAACACUGAUGCAAAGGGCAAAUUUAUAACUAGAAUGUAGAGAGAAAUCAGAAAUUUGAGGAAAGAAAGUUUAGUAAUUGAUGUAAAAAUAAAUUGAAAUAAUUUGAGUA
Messenger RNA from Phlebotomus argentipes, 3793 nucleotides. RefSeq names its product putative transcription factor SOX-15 (gene Sox15). Gene Ontology annotation, biological process: cell differentiation; regulation of DNA-templated transcription; anatomical structure morphogenesis. Lineage: Eukaryota; Metazoa; Arthropoda; Insecta; Diptera; Psychodidae. Gene Ontology annotation, molecular function: DNA-binding transcription factor activity, RNA polymerase II-specific; RNA polymerase II cis-regulatory region sequence-specific DNA binding. The transcript has 6 exons. The record is from RefSeq and is a predicted model, not a curated record. The coding region runs from base 1 to 2448 and encodes 815 amino acids.